AUGAUCAAUAAAAACAUUUAUCAGGCCCCUCGGCUAGCAGAGAAAUACUGCGUUUGCCACCUGGCGACUGGAGACAUGCUGAGGGCCAUGGUGGCUUCAGGCUCCGAGCUCGGCAAGAGGCUGAAGGAGACGAUGGAUUUUGGCAAACUGGUCAGUGAUGAGAUGGUCGUGGAGCUCAUAGAGAAGAACCUUGAGUCGUCGGCCUGCAGGAACGGAUUCCUGUUGGAUGGAUUCCCCCGAACGGUCAAACAAGCAGAGAUG
Messenger RNA from Pelmatolapia mariae (spotted tilapia), 261 nucleotides. Its product is annotated as adenylate kinase 2, mitochondrial-like. Gene Ontology annotation, cellular component: mitochondrion; cytoplasm. The record is from RefSeq and is a predicted model, not a curated record. Gene Ontology annotation, biological process: nucleobase-containing compound metabolic process. Gene Ontology annotation, molecular function: AMP kinase activity; ATP binding. The transcript is spliced from 3 exons. The annotation marks the transcript as partial. Lineage: Eukaryota; Metazoa; Chordata; Actinopteri; Cichliformes; Cichlidae.